Molecule: messenger RNA, 961 nt
Organism: Aedes aegypti (yellow fever mosquito)
Lineage: Eukaryota; Metazoa; Arthropoda; Insecta; Diptera; Culicidae
Exons: 2
Coding region: 321-890 (189 amino acids)
Source: RefSeq, a predicted model, not a curated record
UCACACCACGUGAUUUAUGGACAGCCCCUUAGCUUGACAAAGAAUAAGGAUGGUAAAACUAUGAGGAGAUAAUUUUAUUCUUAUAAACGUACUCGUGGCUUUAGAUUCUGGAAGCAAAAAGGAACGAAUAAAAAUUUAGGCAAUAUGUUGAAAUGUUCUCGCGAAAUAUUAAAAAAAAUGUUAUUGCCUUGAAUAGAAAGUUGAACAGCACACCUUUCUGGAUAUUUGCUAAUAUUCUGAACAGUAUAAAAAGAAUAGAAUUUGUUCAGCUGGCAUAUUCAGCUUCUUGAGUUCAACCGUUGAUCAUCAAAUAUUCCAAAAUGGCUUUUAAGUUCGUUCUAUUUGCAAGUCUGUUAGUUGCUGUGAGCGCAGGAUUUUCUCAUCAAACAAUUAGUCAGCGCGUGCCAUCAUCCUACUACUCUGGGAGACCCUAUGCCGUAGAAGAAUCCCGUAAACCAAUAUACAUAAGCAAUGAUGAAAUCAUCAAGCACCAACAUGAAGUUCACCGACUGGAUAUGACCCGUGGUCAAUACCGUUUAGUUGAUCCGGAUGGCAAACUUCGACUUAUCAACUAUCAAGGAGCUCAACGUGCCCGCUCAAAUAAUAAUAUUCAUCAUAGGGCUGUUGAACCCACUCAUCAGUAUUACGAAAUACCAGUCCAAGCUUCAAAUCAUCACACAGUGCCGGUCGAAACCCCUGUCAUCUUACGUCGCCAGGCUUCAGCACCGAUAGGAGCUCGUAUUUUAAAAUCUCACUCCAUUCCAAAAUCAAGCAGAUCCCAAAGUGAUAUUCCCGUGUCUUACGUCAGCAUUUCGCAGGUGCUACCCACUGGAAACUAUGGUCAGAAGGAGCUUCGCACGACCAGCCAUGCCAGUCAACAUCCGUACUAAUCAAUAGAACUAGUAAUAAUCGCAACUGUUGUUUUCCGAAUAUUUGUAAAAUAAAUAGCUAUGGUAAUAAA